Messenger RNA from Linnemannia hyalina, 2070 nucleotides. The record is from the annotation of a GenBank genome assembly. Lineage: Eukaryota; Fungi; Mortierellomycota; Mortierellomycetes; Mortierellales; Mortierellaceae.
AUGCCUGCCCUCGAGACGAUAACCGCCGAUGUUGUUGACAUCAAGAACGUGAAGGAGGUUAAGGAGAAGAAGGAGAAGAAGGAGAAGAAGGAAAAGAAGGAGAAGAAGGAAAAGAAGGAGAAGAAGGAGAAGAAGACUCGCAAGGCCGAGUCUGACUCCGAGGAGGAGGUCAAGCCUGGUUUCAAGAAGGCCCGCAUCGAGACCCCUUCCCCCGCCGAGACCCCCCGCGAUACCACCCCUGAACUCGGUGCAGAGCAGGAGGCCCACGAUGAGGUUCCCGAGAAUUUGCGCUUGAGCACCUACAGAAUCUCGCCUCCCACCGUCGCUGCCCUUGCUCUCCGUGGUAUCAACGCCCUCUUCCCUAUCCAGGCCGAGACCUUUGACUAUAUCUACAACGGAAACGAUGUCCUCGGACGUGCCAGAACCGGUACCGGAAAGACCUUGGCUUUCGCUCUUCCCAUGGUCGAGAUCUUGCUCAAGGAUAACGCCUCUCCCGGCCAUGGCCGCUCCCCUCGUGUCCUCGUCCUCACCCCUACCCGUGAUUUGGCUAUUCAGGUCUCGAACGAGUUCACCAGCAUUUCGCCCAACCUGAAGUCCAUCUGCCUUUACGGUGGUACCCCCAUCUACGAGCAGACCUCUGCCCUUCGUGGAGGUGUCGAUGUCAUCAUUGGUACCCCUGGUCGUGUCUUGGAUCACAUCAACCGCGGCAACCUCCGUCUGGACUCCGUUCGCUUCGUCUGCUUGGAUGAGGCUGAUCAGAUGUUGGACAUUGGAUUCGCCGAUGACAUGGAGCAGGUUCUUCAGCACGUUCAGACGCAGAAGGAGACCCGCGGUGCCUCGGCUCCCAAGCACCAGACCUUGCUCUUCUCCGCCACCGCCCCCGAGUGGAUCAAGCGCACUGUCGAGAAGUACCUCGACCCCAAGUAUGUCAACGUCGACUUGGUCGGAAACUCCCGUGUUAAGACGAACGAGAACAUUCGCCAUUACGCCAUCCCCUCGACCUGGCAGUCGCGCAAGGACGUCAUUGGAGAUGUCGUCGCUGUCUAUGGUGGUAACCGUGGUUUGACCGUCAUUUUCGCCAACACCAAGGCCGAGGCCGAUGAGCUUGCCUUGACCGACAAGCUCAGAGCCGAUGCCAAGGUUCUUCACGGAGAUAUCCCCCAGGCCCAGCGUGAGCUCACCCUCCAGGGAUUCCGUGAGGCCAAGGUCAAGUGCAUCAUUUGCACGGACGUCUUGGCUCGUGGUAUCGAUAUUCCCAUGGUCGAUCUCGUUAUCAACUGCCAGCCUCCCAAGGACGUCGAGACCUACGUCCAUCGUUCCGGUCGUACUGGUCGUGCUGGCCGCAAGGGCGUCUGUGUCACCUUCUUCAAGGCCCAGGAGGAGUACAUGAUCCAGAACAUCCAGCGUCGUGCCGGUAUGGAGAUGGUCAAGGCUGGUCCCCCCCAGCCCCAGGACAUUAUCGCUGCCACUGCCCAGGAUGCUGCUGACAUUGUUGGCAAGGUCGUCAAGAACGUCAUCCCCAUGUUCAGGCCCAUCGCCGAGUCCAUGAUUGCCGAGACCUUCAACGGUGAUGCUACCGAGGCCUUGGCUGCUGCUCUCGCCCACAUCUCUGGAUACGGUGCCGGUGUUCGUGCCCGUUCGCUCAUGUCGGCUACCGAGGGUUACACUACCUUGAUCUUCCGUCUCUCGCACGAGAUCCAGCACUCUGGAUAUGUCCGCAACAUUUUGACCCGCAACUUCCCCAAGCUGGGCUAUGAGGAUGUCAAGGGCAUGAGAAUGACCAAGGACAUGACCUCUGUCGUUUUCGAUGUCGUCUCUGAGAAGCUCGAGGUCGAUGACAACAACAACAUCCUCCUUGCCGGAACCAAGUGGGCCGAUCUCGACAACAUCAAGUUGGAGGUCGCCAAGACUCUUCCUGAGCUCGAGCAGCGCAUGAACGACAACCGUGGAGGUAGCGGUGGCGGACGUGGCGGCUAUGGCGGCGGACGUGGCGGUGGACGCGGUGGUUUCCGUGGUGGUCGCGGUGGCGGCGGUGGAGGAUUCCGUGGAGGCCGCGGUGGUCGUCGCUAA